AUGGCACAAGAUUGGGGUGAUAUUUUGAGAAGUGUUCAAGGAUUCGCCGCUAAACAAAUUUUGGCAGAAGAAAAAACUGAUAUUGGAGAAGAUAAUGAAGAUUACGUCGACAACAUGUUUAGAACAGAAGAAACAAUUGCAAAUGCUGGGCUCACGAACCAACUUUCUUCAAGAACAACCCAACAUCCAUGGCUUCUUGAAGUUCGCCAUACUACAAUUCACCACACUGUUCAUACAGGAGGACCUUUUGGAGUAAAAAAAGUCACAGUUUAUACAGCAGUGGUUUAUGUUGAUAGGUUUCUUUCAUCAAUGCCAAUACAAAAUGAAAGAUUCGAUGUAGCAAAGUUACUGGGAGUCGCAUGCUUAUAUUUGGCUGUUGAGCAAUUGGAAGAAAAUGAAGAUCAGCCAGAUUAUGAGAGUUCUACGAAAUGUAGUGGAAGAAUCAUAACGAAGAUGAGAAACUGUGUUGUUAAACAAUUUAGAAGGAUUGUCACUUUUGUUACUCCUAUUCAGUUCAUCAGAUAUUUCUUGUCAAGAUUCUGCAGAGAUCUUUCAAGAACAAUGUACGCCAAAUCCAUAACUGUUGAACUCAUCAUGAGUAUACUUGGAGGUACGUCAUCAAUAAACGAGUCAUAA
Messenger RNA from Solanum tuberosum (potato), 636 nucleotides. Its product is annotated as cyclin-D5-3-like. The coding region runs from base 1 to 636 and encodes 211 amino acids. The transcript is spliced from 3 exons. NCBI's taxonomy places the organism in Eukaryota, Viridiplantae, Streptophyta, Magnoliopsida, Solanales, Solanaceae. The record is from RefSeq and is a predicted model, not a curated record.